Pseudo-nitzschia multistriata is the source of this 1450-nucleotide messenger RNA. Lineage: Eukaryota; Bacillariophyta; Bacillariophyceae; Bacillariales; Bacillariaceae. The record is from the annotation of a GenBank genome assembly.
AUCCUUGCGUUGUGGUGGGAGAACAUCAUAAUAAAUUAGUUGGAAUGCUUUCACGCACCGUCGUUUACAAAAGCCAACGGCGACUUUAGUAUUCGGUGGCCCGAUAACAACGCAAAAACAACAAACAAAAUGAGCGCUGCACCGUCUCCAUUGCUCGGACUGCGAAUGAGCAACUUUCCCCGAACCCCCGCCGCGGUGUCGGAUAGAUGCGGUAACACCGACCGUGUCAAGGCAAUGCUGAACCAGAGCGAAUCUACGUACAGGUGCAAUGAUUACAUCCGGCGGCGGUCGAGAAAAGACAAGAGUGGUUGCCACGCCACGGUCGGGGAAGGAGCGUCGGACUCCGGCUGCCCCGAGCUCUCUGUCGAGCAGGAACAGCUCGACACCGUUUGCAGGGAAAAGAUGUGCGAGUGGAGCUACCGGGUCUGCGACCACUUCCAGACCGGCCGCGAGAUCGUAGCGGUCUCGUUUUCCCUCCUCGACCGGUUCGUGGACAAGUGCAGCUGCGAGCGAAGUGCCUUCAAGCUGGCGGCCAUGACCACUCUGUACAUGGCGAACAAGAUAUACGGUGGGCCACAGGCCAUCAGCAUCGGCGCCCUCGCGGAACUCUCCCGGGGCGAGUUCGAGCCGUCGCACAUUUCUGAGAUGGAGGUCAUCAUCCUGAAGACCCUGGAGUGGAGGCUCCACCCUCCCACCGUCCAGUGCUUCAUCGAUGCCUUUUUCCACUACCUCUCCCUCCCGUCCCACGGGGCCUGGUCCGUUGCCAUUUACGAGCGGGCGACGUUCUUUGCGGAGCUGGCGGUGUACGACUACGCCUUUGUGCCCAAGCGGAAGAGCCUGAUCGCCCUCGGCUGCCUGAUGAACGCGAUGGAGGGGAUGGACAAUAGCCUAUCGGCGGAGCAGCAGAGGGGCUUUGUCGACGCCGUCAACGCGACCUUCGACCUGGAGUUCACGACCGAUUCCAUCGAGUCGGUCCGGAACCGGCUGUGGUACGUCUACAGCAUGAGCGCCCAGUACAAGGAGGACGACGCGGUGGCGGGAGCGGAGCCGGGCGACGUCGUAAAAAAGUCUGUGUCCCAGAGGACCUACGGGGUGUCGUCCACCGCCGCCACCGACCUCUCGUCGUCGCCGUCCACGUCGCCGGUGUCCGUCGCUGCGGCGUCGGGGCCCCACCACAUUGCUAGCUAGCCAGCCCACCCACCAACCAACGCAGCCCAGAGCGGACAAACCAGACCAGACCACGCCGAGGCACGACAUGGCACGCCACAGCCACCCAAUACAAAAACAGGGCAUGCAUCAAUUUUUUACAGGAAUCCAUGCUUUCACCCCCACAUACAUCCCCAUCCAUACAUCCACCUACACAUACAAGAGAAGAAUCCGAUACGUAGAAUAGUGUAUCGAUAUCGACGAAGAAGAGUACCAUAAUGUAUAAUAAGUACCAUUAGAAAAA